AUGCCACCCCGAAUAAACAUCCCGCCAGUAACGCGGAUUGGCCUCAUUGUGUUAGGGCUGCAGUCGGUACUGAGCGCAGCAAUCCGCUAUCGACAGUGGACCGCCGACUCGGAAAUCGUGCUGCCAUACCUGACCCUUGUCCCGCAACUUUCACUCGUCUACCCGUGGACGUUCCUGACAACAACACUCGUCGAGAGCAACGUCUUCACUUUAUCCAUCGCCUGCAUCACACUCUACCAUGGUGGUCGCUAUCUGGAGCGCGCCUGGUCCUCUCGCGAGUUCGCCAAAUUCCUGCUCAUCACAGCCCUCAUCCCUAAUGUUCUCUGCUUUGGUACUUUGAUUCUCUUCUUUGCCGUGACACGGCAUGAGCGAUGGACGCUCACGACUAUCGCCGGCACCAUCCCCUUCCAGAUUUCCUUCCUCGUCGCAUUCAGCCAGCUGGUCCCAGCACACACCGUGACGCUCUUCAGGGGCCUCCUCUCGCUGCGCGUUCCCCGCUUCCCGCUUCUCUACAUCGGGCUCGUCACGCUUCUCUGCCUUACCCCCAUGCUCACAAUCGCCUCAUUCCUCCUCGCCGUUUACGGCUUCCUGGUGAGCUGGACCUACCUACGCUUCUACAAGGUCGCAUUUCCCGACCUCGACACCUCCCAGUCGAGUUCCCUCCGCGGCGACGCCAGUGAGACUUUCGCCAUCGCCGAGUUCUUCCCGAGCCCCGUGCGGCCCCUCGUUUCCACCAUCUCAGACCAAGUUUUCAACAUGCUUGUAGCUAUGCGCCUGUGUGUUCCCUUCAGCGCCGCUGACAUCUCCGCUGCCCGCGGCGACCAUCACCAUACCUUCUCACACCGCGGUGUGCCGGGAAGUGCCCGCGCCGAGGCCGAGAGGAGGAGGGCACUUGCGCUGAGAGCGCUCGAUCAGCGUCUCCAUGCUGCCACCGCAAAUGCGGCGGCUCGCGCACAGAGCGCUCCAGUGCCGCCGGCAGUCGUGCCGCCCAUCCCUUCGGCUACGGGACCGACCGUGCAGAGCCAGCCGCAAGCGACACCGCCCAACGCCAUGAGGGCGCAAGCUGCGGGUGGGAACGGGUUGCUGGGCGAGACGAAUUAUGACCCUGAUGCCGAUUCGGAUAAGAACGGCCCCUGA
Molecule: messenger RNA, 1137 nt
Organism: Chaetomium strumarium
Lineage: Eukaryota; Fungi; Ascomycota; Sordariomycetes; Sordariales; Chaetomiaceae
Product: eukaryotic integral membrane protein-domain-containing protein
Exons: 2
Coding region: 1-1137 (378 amino acids)
Biological process (GO): retrograde vesicle-mediated transport, Golgi to endoplasmic reticulum
Cellular component (GO): membrane; Golgi apparatus
Source: RefSeq, a predicted model, not a curated record